Molecule: messenger RNA, 1149 nt
Organism: Populus nigra (black poplar)
Lineage: Eukaryota; Viridiplantae; Streptophyta; Magnoliopsida; Malpighiales; Salicaceae
Product: proteasome subunit beta type-5-B-like
Exons: 8
Coding region: 159-977 (272 amino acids)
Cellular component (GO): proteasome core complex
Molecular function (GO): threonine-type endopeptidase activity
Source: RefSeq, a predicted model, not a curated record
AAAAACCGGGCGCGGAGUCCCUGCUCUUGCCUUGCCUGUUGAACAAGAAAAGAUUAUAGCUUUAAUAAAACCCAGCAAUCCAAUUCUUAAGCUUGAAAUCCAGUAGCCAGUAAUCUUUCUCGAUCUCUGCACAGAUUCUUCUCUCUCUUCCUAAGAUAAUGAAGUUUGAUACUAGCGGUCUCGAGUCCACUGCUUCGGUCUUUGGAACGGCCGGCAGUGAGCUUGAUGAUGGGUUUUCUGCUGCUCCAGCUUUUGAGCUACCCACUACUACAGAUUUUGAUGGCUUCCAGAAGGAAGCUGUACAGAUGGUGAAGCCGGCCAAGGGGACAACUACGCUUGCCUUUAUCUUUAAGGAUGGUGUCAUUGUUGCGGCUGAUUCUCGUGCUAGCAUGGGAGGCUAUAUUUCAUCACAGUCAGUUAAAAAAAUCAUUGAAAUCAAUCCCUACAUGCUUGGUACAAUGGCUGGAGGAGCUGCUGAUUGUCAGUUUUGGCACAGAAAUCUGGGCAUUAAGUGCCGACUGCAUGAAUUGGCAAACAAGCGUAGAAUAUCAGUCACAGGGGCAUCAAAGCUUCUGGCAAACAUUCUGUACUCUUACCGUGGAAUGGGCUUGUCUGUUGGGACCAUGAUUGCUGGUUGGGAUGAAACGGGUCCAGGACUAUAUUACGUGGACAGUGAAGGUGGAAGGCUGAAGGGAACAAGAUUCUCUGUUGGAUCUGGUUCUCCAUAUGCAUAUGGUGUACUAGAUAGUGGGUAUCGAUUUGAUAUGUCAAUCGAGGAAGCUGCAGAGUUGGGCAGAAGAGCUAUUUAUCAUGCAACUUUCCGUGAUGGAGCCAGUGGUGGAGUAGCAAGCGUUUAUUAUGUGGGACCUGAUGGAUGGAAGAAAUUAUCUGGUGAUGAUGUCUCAGAGCUCCACUACAAUUAUUAUCCAGUUGUGUCAACUGAAGCUUCAGAACCGGACCGAAUGGUUGAAGCAUAAAAGAGGGCCUUGGUGCUCAUCUUUCCAAAAUGUAGCUCUGUUUCUUCAGCAUUGUUUUUCGCUGAUGACAUUUCAAAUUACUAAUUAAGCUCUCCUUAUGGAAGCAUUAGAAUUUCAAAAUUCUCUUGUGCUUAAAACCUUGAAGAUGAAAUAUAUUGGAUUUGGUACUUGA